AUGGUUUUCUCAAGGCUAGGUUUUAAAUCUAGUUCAAAUAAUAAUAAUAAUAAUAAUAAUAGCAAUGUAAACAAUAAUAUGGCGAAUGGCGAUUCAAAAAGUUUAAAUAAACACAAAGAAGUUGGUAGCCAUAAUCAUAAGUCAGAUGUUUCAAGUCAUAGAACAAAAUCAACUAAUUUGUUUGACUCAACAAUUCAUACUACAAAAACUGAUGUUCACCCGGUAGAUUUAAUUAUAGACAUUGAGUCACCACCAUGUACUAUGUAUGGUACUACUGCAGAUUCAUCAGGGGCUUUGUUCAGUGGUUUAUUGACAGUUAGAAUAAAAGAUCCACUAAUAGAUGGUUUUAUAUCACCAUCUCAUCAACAAAAUAUACAAACAGAACACGAUAAACUUAAAAGUGUGCGUAGUCAUAAUUCAGUUUUUACUACUGCCAAAAAUAAUAACAACAAUAAUAAUACUAAUAGUAAUUUGUCACUUUCAUCUACUUUAAGCAAUAAUAAAAUGUUAAAAUCUAUAAAAUCAAAUAAUCGUAAAUCAAUGACUGCCACCAUCUCCAAUAUAAAUAUUACUCCAAUGUUAUCUUCUUCAAAAAGUAAUGCAACAAAUAUUCACGCCACCAACAAUGCUAGUCGGAAAAAGGACAAGAAGGAAAUAUACGAUUGGGCAAAACAUCGUUUCCAAUCUUUAACUCUAACAUCAGUUACUUUAACAUUAGUUCAAAGAAUAAACUAUGACAAACCAUUUUUACCAAAUUCCUCAUCUAUCCAACAUUGUAUAAAUUGUAAAUCAAGAACUGUGGAAUUAAAAAGAUGGGAUAUUUUAACCAAAAAUACUAAUUUAUGUAUCGGUGACCAUGUGUAUCCUUUUACUCACUUCUUUUCAGGCUCGUUGCCUGCUACUGCCCAAUUCGGUUCCGUUUCAAAUACAGAAAUAAGGUAUGAAUUGAUUGCUACGUUAACCUAUAAAUAUCCAACAGCAUUUAAUUCUGGUAAUACUAAUAUCGCAAAUGGCUCAUCCAUCAGUAAUAAAAAAACCAUCAAAUUAUCAUUGCCAAUACAAAUUACACAUAGUAUAAUUAGAGGCCCUGAUAAGAAUUCAUUGCGUGUUUUUCCACCUACUGAUGUAACUGCAACUGCAGUUUUACCUACUGCUGUAUACCCAAAAUUUACUUUCCCCUUGGAACUAAAGUUAGAAGGUGUCUCCGUUGAUGGAAGAAGAUGGAGAAUGCGAAAGUUGUCCUGGAGAAUUGAAGAAAAUUGUCGUAUUAGAGCACAUGCUUGUAAGGACCAUAAACUAAGAUUAAAACAACUAGAAAAGGAGGUUAAAGAACAAAAUAAAGAAAAAUUGAAAAAGAAUCAAAAUAAAAUCAAGCCUAUCAAAAGAACUCAAAAUUCAGCUACCCAAGUUAACGUGACUGUUAUGGACGACACUGAUGAUGAUAUUAAUGAAUUGAGAAAUAUACCAAGUGAAUCGGCAAUUAUUCAGCAGCAGCAGCAGCAGCAGCAGCAGCAGCAGCAACAACAACCACAACAACAACAACAACCACCACCACCACCACCACAACAACAACAACAACCCCUUAUUAACAAUACUACUAUGACACCUAAUACUCUUAAUAAUAGUAAUACUGUAGAUGCUGACACUAUAACCCCAAAUAUCGGUGCAACUCUCAAUAAUCAUAAUACAACCAUUUCCACUUCACAAAGAAGCGACUACAAUAACGAUAUGCUGGAAACACAAGAUCUAAGGAGAAAUAAUACCAGCACAAACGAUGAUGAGAAUCACGUGGACAACACUCGUACAAAUGAUUUCUUACAAAGCGUUGUCCAUCCAAACGAUGAUGUACUGCGUCAAGAAAUCUUAAGGCAGCAACAACAAAUUAGACAACAACAAAUACAAACCGAACGUAAAAGGGAAACCAAUCUAUAUACCGAAGAAAUCAGGACUAUUGCCAAAGGUGAAAUAAAAAACGGUUGGAAGAGUGAUUUUUCAGGUAGAGGGAAAAUUGAGUUGGUAACUGACAUUAAUUGUAUGGCAUUAACAUCCGGUAUUUCUAACCAAAUUAAUCACGCAUCGAGUUUAAAACCAUUAAGAAGUAAUAAUGAACUUCAUGGACCUAACAGUUUAUUUGCUGCAAAUGCUCCUAUUUGUGGUGGUUCAUCUAUUAAUAUUGCUUGUGAUAUAGAAGACCCUUCUUUAGGUGUUUAUGUUUCGCACGUAUUGAUAGUCGAAAUAGUUGUUGCUGAAGAAGCGUUGCAAUAUUCUAACAGACAAUCAUUACACCCUUCUACUUCGACUUCUUCUGCUACGUCCAACGCUAAUAUCAGCGUUUCUAACAACUCACGAAGUAGACGUGCUUCCUCCACUUCAAGAAGUAACAGUAAUAAUAGUAUAGGCAUGACUCCAACCGCGAGUCGUAGCAGCAUUAACAGUAAUAGCAGCGCAACUAAUACUAAUGAGCGUCUACCUACCAAUGGAAAUUUGAAUAUAACUAGGGAGGCCGACCAAAGGUUAAUUGAAUUUUCUCCGAUGUUUGCUUCCCAUAUAUCUUCUGCAAGACAGACAACUCCAGUAUAUGAUCAUACUCAUCAGGGCAAACAUCUUGUUAGUGUCCCAACUGGUGCUGCUCGUGUAUUACGUAUGCAAUUCAGAUUAGUUUUCACCGAAAGAGGCGGCAUCGGCAUCCCUUGGGAUGAUGAAGUCCCUCCAACCUAUCAAGAUAUUAAAUACUUAUCUCCGCCAUCGUAUGCAAGCAGCAUUGACGAUGAUUCAAUUUCUGCUCAAAAUGUCACCGAUAAUAAUAUCGCCGCUAGUAAUACUGAUGUUAGCUCAAACAGUAAAAUUGUUGACGAAGCAACAACUGGCAGCAGCGCCAGUUUUGUAUAUGACGAUGAUAAUAAUAAUAAUAAUAAUAAUAAUAAUAAUAAUAAUAAUAAUGAUAAUGAUUAUCCUUAUCGUUACAAUAAUAUGCAUACCGUUCAUGAAGACGAUGAUAUUAUUAGAGUAGAAAAUAGCGAUAUGGUAAACAUGCCACCUCCAUUGGCUCAUAUUACUUCCUCAACAAGACUAAAUAAUAUAGUAAGUAUUGAAGGGAAUGCCGUUGGGUCUGGAAAUAUGUUAUCUCCACACACUACUGCUCUUGGCAAUAUACAGGGAAUAACCAAUCUUAAUAUUUUGAAUACCGAUAGAAUAACACAAUAA
Molecule: messenger RNA, 3204 nt
Organism: Saccharomycodes ludwigii
Lineage: Eukaryota; Fungi; Ascomycota; Saccharomycetes; Saccharomycodales; Saccharomycodaceae
Gene: LDB19
Product: Ldb19p
Exons: 1
Coding region: 1-3204 (1067 amino acids)
Source: RefSeq, a predicted model, not a curated record